AUGCUGCUUCCUCAACCAGUUGGCACGGCGCUGCCUCUUGUCAAGACGCUCGCCGAUACCGUAGACUUCGGCAAGACCGUUCUUCCUUUCGUCGACCAGCUCUAUGUUCUCCCUCAGCAGAUCCUCCAAGCAGGCGCCGACACGCAAGCUCUCAAGCAUUUGUACCUGACCACCAACCCGCUAAUCUCGGGCUUCGCCUUUGCUCUGGCAAUCACCCCCAUCUUCCUGAUUGUGUCCGAGAUCAACAAGAACUACUCGCAGGUCGACCGCUGCUGGAGCUUGCUGCCUACCGUCUACAACGUUCAUUACAACGUCUGGGCUCGCAUGAAUGGUCUGCCCACCCAGAGACUCGACAACGUUUUGGCCUUUAGCGUCUGCUGGUCCAUCCGUCUGACCUUCAACUACUGGCGUAGAGGUGGUUAUAGUGUUGGCUCAGAGGAUUACCGAUGGGAAACAGUACGCAGCUGGGUCAACCGUCCGCUCUUCUUCAUUUUCAACAUCCUGUUCAUUUGCAUCGCCCAGAGUGUUCUGCUCUUCAUGGUCACCACUCCCACCUACAUCCUCAUGCUUGCCUCGCGUCUCUCUGGCCAGAACAUGAACACCACCGACAUCCUCUUCGCUCGUGGUCUCCUGGCCCUCGUCGUCCUCGAGUUCUUUGCCGACGGUUCGCAGUGGAACUUCCACAAGGCUAAGCAUGCCUACCAGAAGACAGCCAAGGUUCCUGCUGGUUGGACCCGCGAGGAUCUCGAGCCAGGCUUCAACACCACCGGUCUCUUCCGCUACUCCAGACACCCCAACUUCCUCGGCGAGCAACUCGUUUGGGUCACCUUGUACCAAUGGUCCUGUGUCGAGACAUCUUCGUUGUACAACUGGACCGGUAUUGGCGCCAUGUCAUACUUGAUUCUCUUCCAGUCCAGCACUUGGCUUACCGAGAAGUUGAGCGCCGAGAAAUACCCAGAGUACAAGAUCUAUCAACAGAGAGUUGGAAAGUUCCUGCCUAAGCUCACUGGCCCUGGCUGGGGUGAGUAUCUGGAGGCUCAGAAGAAGGCCCCCAAGAAGAACUAG
Aureobasidium vineae is the source of this 1065-nucleotide messenger RNA. NCBI's taxonomy places the organism in Eukaryota, Fungi, Ascomycota, Dothideomycetes, Dothideales, Saccotheciaceae. The record is from the annotation of a GenBank genome assembly.